Phalaenopsis equestris is the source of this 859-nucleotide messenger RNA. RefSeq lists its product as uncharacterized. NCBI's taxonomy places the organism in Eukaryota, Viridiplantae, Streptophyta, Magnoliopsida, Asparagales, Orchidaceae. The transcript has a single exon. The record is from RefSeq and is a predicted model, not a curated record. Bases 1 to 654 code for a protein of 217 amino acids.
AUGAAGCUUGUUUGGUGCCCGGAGAUGGCUUUUAAGGCCUAUAUAGAUACGGUGAAGGCGGCCCAAAGGAGGGAGGAAAAGGAAGAGGGCGCCGCGGCGGAGCUCGUGGCGGCGAUGGCCGGCGGGUGGAACGCGAAGGUUAUUGUCGAGGCGUGGGAGAGAGGCAGCGGAGCUACGACAAGCGCCGGCUUAUCGGAAGCAGCGCGGCAUACCUGCGGGCGGCAUGUGUGCGUUCUACCGGAUGAGAGUGCUGCAGAGGAGUAUGCGACGGUGGUGAGAUCGAAGGCGGUGGAGGUGAUGGUCGGGGAGGCGGAGGAGGUGAUGCGGGAGUUGGAAGGGGUGGAUUUGGUGGUGGUGGAUUGGAGGCGGAGGGAUGCGGGGAGGAUAUUGAGGGAGGUGAGGAUGGGAGUGAGGGGGAUGGUGGUGGUUUGGCGGCAUGUUGGUAGCGGGAAGGGCAGGCCGGAGGUGGCGGUGGUGGGUUUGGGAGGAAGGAGGGUAGUGAGGUCUGCGUAUGUGCCAGUGGAAAGUGGGGUGCUGAUUCUGCAUGUUGCGGUGGGGAAAGGGCAGAGCAUUCCGGGAGGAGAUGGUCGGAAGUGGAUUCGACACGUGGAUAGGAAGACGGGGGAGGAGCAUGUUUUUCGGAGAUGUGGGUGAUUGUGGAUCAAGUAAUAGCAGUGUGUUUGAGUUUUUUGAAGAAAUGUUUUUUGUUCUCUUCUUCAUUAAGUUUGUAAAUAGUUAAAAAGGGUUUUGUAUGUGUGGUUUGAAUUAUAAUUAUGAAGGUAAAUUGUAGGUGUUAUUGCUAGAGUUGGCUAUAGGAAUAAUGGGUGUUUGUGAUGUAAAUGUUAGCUUGUGAGAAAUG